ACCUGUCUUCCUAACCAAGAUCAACCUUCCUUUCCAGCGGAUAUGUUUUCCCACGAGGAGAAUGGCCCUGAGCCAGACUGGGUUUUGUCAGAACGGGAGCAGUUUACUGAAUUCAGGGACCUGAACAAGGAUGGGAAGUUGGACAAGGAUGAGAUUCGCCACUGGAUCCUCCCCCAAGACUAUGACCACGCACAGGCUGAGGCCAGACACCUGGUGUAUGAGUCGGACAAAAACAGGGAUGAAAAGCUAACUAAAGAGGAGAUAUUGGAGAACUGGAAUAUGUUUGUUGGGAGCCAAGCUACCAAUUAUGGAGAAGACCUCACAAAAAAUCAUGAUGAACUUUGAUACACACUCAGCGUAACAUGACAGACUGUCAUGGGCUUUCUUUUAUUGUCUUGGAUGGUUGCUACAGUUGACUAAUUUAUAGCAGUUGUGUCCCUGAAACAGCAGUUUAUAACCUCAGAUUGGGCUUAAAAUUGCUUUUCACUCAAUGUUUACUGCGAAAUAUUUCUAUUCCUAUUUCUAUCAUUUCUGUUCCUUCAAUAAGAUAUCUCUACAAACACCUUAAAAUCUGUGUAAAUCACAAUAUUUUGGGGGGUGGGGAUACAUUACAAAAACAUGACUUUUUAGCCUUUUUCAUUAAAUUUAAAGGGGAAUAA
Myotis davidii is the source of this 659-nucleotide messenger RNA. Its product is annotated as reticulocalbin-1. Lineage: Eukaryota; Metazoa; Chordata; Mammalia; Chiroptera; Vespertilionidae. The coding region runs from base 43 to 345 and encodes 100 amino acids. Gene Ontology annotation, cellular component: endoplasmic reticulum. The record is from RefSeq and is a predicted model, not a curated record. The transcript has 2 exons. Gene Ontology annotation, molecular function: calcium ion binding.